AAAUGUAAACUUUCUACGCUGUCGACGCACGUGAACGUCUACUCACUCCACUUCCGAUAGCAAAUACACGACUGUUAACAAUCACCAAACGGACCAAAGCAAAGAAAGGUUGUGCCAUAUAGCAACAAAUUUUUUCAGUGUCUCGGCAAUCAGCACCUGGUCUAAAAUGGCUGAAGCUGGCCCUUCAAGUUCUAAUGAUGGCUCAACAAGUUCCAUCCAAAGUCCUGAACAGAGAUUAGAACAGGCUUCAGUUUAUAAGAACGCCGGCAACGAAUGCUACAAGAACAAAGAUUAUAAGGGUGCUAUCGGGAAAUAUCACAGAUCACUGAUGUAUAUCAAGGACUUAGACAUGGGCGCAACGAGAAGAGACAUGAGUGCUGCCCUGGGCUUAGCAAAGACACAGCCAGGUCAGGCUCAACCAGCCUCUAUGAAUAGCCAGCUCAGCCAAGCAACUAUACCUCAAUUUAUGUUGGACCAAGCAGCCGAGUUUGAGUUGAGCUGUUUGAACAAUUUAGCAGCUUGCCUUCUUCAACUGCCAGCACCCGACUACAGCAAAGUAGAAUAUUACUGCAAUCAGGUACUUGAGAGGUGCGAUAGGAACGGGAAAGCAUUGUACAGAAGAGGUGUAGCACGGUACCAACUACACGACUAUCAGGCUGCACAUGACAGUCUUUCAAAAGCACAAGAAGUCUCACCGGGAGAUUCCAGCAUCAAGAAAUACAUGCAGCUAUGUGAUAAAGCCAUGGUAAAGCAGGCAAAGGAUGAGAAGACAAGAUACAGAGGGAUGUUUGACAAAAUGGCCGCCCAAGGAGACCAAUGACCCCAUUCACACUGAAGAGAUGUCUACUCUCCUAAAUGUAUCGGUGUGAAAGUCCACAUCCAUUUCUGCACCAUUGGACUGUGACUCUGUGAGGCCAUGUUCACACUUGUGUCAAGGAAGAUAGAUACAAAUGUAAUGACAGACAUAAAUUCUUGCCCUGUUCACAUCAUAAUUUCGCCGCUGUUCCAUAGUUGUGGUGUGAAUGACCACAUCCAUUACUGCACCAUAGCAUUAUGGAACCAUGUUCAGGCAGUCGUCAAAGGAGAGCAAGAUACAUUCAUAGAGGACAUAAUGUUUUGCCCUGUUUGCAUUGUCAUAAUGUCUACUCUGCGUAGUCGUUUAGUGUGAAAGAUCAUUCACAUUACUUCUCCAAGCCGUGGUACCAGGAUAACAUUGGCACCAGGCAAGAGAACAAGACUGGUAUAAUAAUAAAGAUCAAAUGGACAGAAAUUUGUUUAACCUAGUUUGUAUUAUUGUGUCUUCAUUGGAUUUUGUGUCUAAAAAUCUGCUUUCGCACAUUGAGUCUGGGAUUAUUUCAGGCAUAGAAAGGCAAGAGACUCCAGAUUAUUUUUUUCAAAAUACCUGACCUGUUUUACAUGUGAAUAAUGGAUUUGAAUUGAAUCUUAAGUGUUAAUGCAUCAAUUAAAUACAAUUAAAUAAUACCUGCAUGGAUUCAUAAUGUUUUUGGCACAUGUAACUCACAACUACAUAUGAGUGGCAUGAGGGUUUUAUAUCCCUGUCAUUUCCCUCUUCACAUUGUUAAUGCUAGCAUGAAAUUACUGGACAGAUCAUGGAUGCAAAUAUGUUUGAGAGCAUUUAGAUUAAGAUGUUCAUGUUUGAAAAAUCAUACCGAUAUACUUUUCUCAAUUGGUUAUCUUUCCAUUCAAACUAGCACGAAGAGAGAAUGAAUGUAUACGUGAUAUUGAAUAUUUGAAUAAAAAGUAAAAACCCA
Molecule: messenger RNA, 1772 nt
Organism: Strongylocentrotus purpuratus (purple sea urchin)
Lineage: Eukaryota; Metazoa; Echinodermata; Echinoidea; Camarodonta; Strongylocentrotidae
Product: tetratricopeptide repeat protein 9C
Exons: 4
Coding region: 167-820 (217 amino acids)
Molecular function (GO): protein binding
Source: RefSeq, a predicted model, not a curated record